CCCUGCUACUGAAACAGCUAGGCUUAGGCACUACAAGGAUCGGAACGUACAAACGAACGAACUCCUUAUGAAGUUAUGUCCACAAGCUCUGCUCAUGUUUGUUCAGAAGGCUUUGAAAGGAAAAUCUGGCAACGUUUUUUAAUGACCCUUCCAAGAUAAAUGGCUAUCACGAUCAGCUACUGAAAAAUGAAAAAUAUACAAGGAACAAUCGGCACACCUAUAGUGACGUCACUAUCCAUAUAAAAGCGUUCUUUAAAAAAAAAACGAAGUCCUACUCAUUUGUACUGCCCCUCGUUACACGCUACGUUUCAUCAGUGCCAGGUAUGAUCGAAACUUGACCUUGCACUUCCGUUUCCGGUGUCAUUUUGUAUGGUUUCCGGACCAAACAGAAGAAAUCGAUCUUGACAACAGUUGACACCGAGACAAAUAGCCACGACUCGACUUAAGCUUGUGAAGCCCAUGUCAUAGUCAGCUCAGAUCAGUGCUGUAGAUGCCGUAUGUUUGUAUAGGUACUAAAACCCCUUAAGAGUAUCAGCCGAGCAGCCCCCGACAGUACGGAGAGGGCUGUGCCUCGCCAGCCAGUUGCCGCCGGUCUUACGUUCUCAGCAGUGGAACAACAAACGUUGGCCGGUGAACCGCAGCUGUACAUGACACAGCAGAGAGACCUCGGCAUAAAGGCUGCGUCUCACAGAGGUCGUCCGGGGACGCUUUAGUUUUAGCGCGGGCUUAGGAGACAGAACAUGCACUGACUUCGGAAUAAGCCGUAUAGAUCUGACGUUCCUUCGGUUUCGAUUAGAGACGUGGUGUCUUCACUGACGUUCUAGAACGCACCGAGGGAACGACUUCCCGACGUUGCCAGGAUACUACACAUACCUGUCGAUUUCCUUCACCUCGGAGGGGAGAGAAUGGUCGGCUAGCCGCGCAAUUAAGGCGAAUGAUUGUUGCCGGAAGUACGUACUGGGAGGGGAACCAUAACGACAUGGAGAAGCUUGCUAUGGUGAGCCCGGACAAGGAACUGAAGGAAGCGGGCAUGGCCGAAGAGAAAGGUGACCAGGGGCUCGAGACCGGGGUGUGCACGACAUCGAUCUCUCCCCCUCCCCCCGAACCCCCCGCGUUCUCAGAUGACACAUGUACGGCCUCGGGGUUGGACUUACAAGGUUUGGAAGACGACGACAUGCAAGACGAGGAGCAGCUCAAGAUGGUAGCGGGGCUGGCCGCCUUCCAACUCGAGUCUAAGAUAUUCAGUCUGGUGCUGCCCAAGUCGCUGAUCCACCCUUACAUUUCACCGCGGACGAUUAAAGACAUGGAGAACAUAAUCAACAAGUUCAGUAGCCCGGAGAGCAGCGACAAGCUGGAAGGAGCGGCGGAGAAGUGGGAGGAUUUGAAGGUAGAAUUGGACUUCACGAGAAGUCACGAUCAGGUCAUACAGACGCUCAAGUCGGACUACUUACAUGUCCACAACCCACUGAAGGUCAUGGCUAAGGUACACCAAAGGUGUUCUGAAACAGAAGUGCGGCACGCGCUAAAGGCCAGGUUACCGGACCGGCUACGGCAAACCGGGGAGGACAUUCUAGUCAUGAUGGGAAAAUUAGACCUCAUUCCGAGAUGAAGGGACAGGCGGCCUAUGAUUGGCUCACCCUUCGUCACGUGCUGUGUUUGUCUGAUGCUGCUUACUACGUACAUGGAGAUUAAGAUGUAUCUCUCUGCCUACAUCCGGCCGAACAGCUGCUUUUAACCUGUUGAAUUGGUUUUUCCGGAACGAGAUUCAUUUCUUUACCACACUUCCCCCGUGCGGUCUGGUUUUCUAUUUCAGUAGUUGUGCUACUUUGAGCUUCAAUAUACUCCUCGAACUAGCGUAUGAUAAAAAAAAGAUUGAAGUGCUAUGAUAAAUAACGCAAGAGAAGAUACAUAAAGACGAUGGUUCCCUCAAGAGGAGACGGUUUACUUGGCUUAAGAGUCUCUACCAGACUCCAUAGGUCACUUAAAAUAUAGUAGAAAUUCGCCAACUGGACAGAUAAACAACCAGACGAUGUAGCACACAGUACCGCCUGCCUAACUCCUCUGGCAUGUUUUGUGUCUUUCUGGCCAAUUUCUACUAAGUUAGCGACCUACGGAGUCUAUUAGAGACUACACGAAGAGCUGCUCUCCAAAAGUUUGCCUGCUACUCAAGUUAACACUAACUCUCUGGAAAAUGAAUAUUAGCUAUAUAAGACCCUUGUACAGGUCGUUUUUACAAAUCUAUGUACAAUUGACCAUA
Molecule: messenger RNA, 2257 nt
Organism: Branchiostoma floridae (Florida lancelet)
Lineage: Eukaryota; Metazoa; Chordata; Leptocardii; Amphioxiformes; Branchiostomatidae
Exons: 3
Coding region: 935-1609 (224 amino acids)
Source: RefSeq, a predicted model, not a curated record